GGAAGGGUUCAGAAAACGUUCCAGGCUGUCAGCCUCAUCUACCGAUGGCUUCUAGCAAUGCUGAUUUAAAGAAGGCUUUCCUAGCCUAUUGCAGUGUUAUCGACCAUGAAUCUACCAAGGGUAAUUCAUCUUGUGUUCGGAAAAUGUGUACGGACUCUGGAAUAAAUAAGACGAAAAUGAAGCAAAACGAUAUCGAUUUGGAAUACGUUCGAUGUUUUGGGACAUCAAAAGAGGGAAUCGAUUUCAAGGCAUUCCUUGUGUUUGUUGAAGAAUAUCUUGGUCCAGUCUAUGGAAGAAUGAACGGGAUGGAGAAGGAGGACGCGAUAGCGGAAGUAAAACAGAAGUUGUCCUGCAUCUCGCCACAACUACGAAAUGCCACAAAACCGUCCAAUGAUGCUGUUGUUCAACGAUUAACAGACCCGAAUGCCUUUCCACAGGCACACAAGUCGCAACCCAGCGCGAAACCGCGACAGUAUAAUCCAGCCCCAGGACGUCAGUUAUCCAAAAAGUGAAUGGAUGCACAAAACAUAUGAAAGAACGUUUUUUUCCCACCCAUGAGAUAAAUAUCCAGGUUAGGUUCUCAAGCACAUGCUCCACUGCAAACCGCAGAACUUA
This is a messenger RNA of Opisthorchis viverrini, 615 nucleotides long. RefSeq lists its product as hypothetical. Gene Ontology annotation, biological process: positive regulation of protein polymerization; microtubule polymerization; microtubule bundle formation. Lineage: Eukaryota; Metazoa; Platyhelminthes; Trematoda; Opisthorchiida; Opisthorchiidae. Gene Ontology annotation, cellular component: microtubule. Bases 45 to 512 code for a protein of 155 amino acids. The record is from RefSeq and is a predicted model, not a curated record. The transcript has 3 exons. Gene Ontology annotation, molecular function: tubulin binding.